Folsomia candida is the source of this 2037-nucleotide messenger RNA. RefSeq names its product coagulation factor X. Gene Ontology annotation, molecular function: serine-type endopeptidase activity. Lineage: Eukaryota; Metazoa; Arthropoda; Collembola; Entomobryomorpha; Isotomidae. Gene Ontology annotation, biological process: proteolysis. The coding region runs from base 281 to 1810 and encodes 509 amino acids. The transcript has 13 exons. The record is from RefSeq and is a predicted model, not a curated record.
AUGAACACAUAAUAUUAUGCAUUUCUUUCACUCUUCUUUUCCGUCUCAAUUUUUACUCUGCCGUUGGCUUCCAUCUCAACAACAUCGCUCAACACUCGAUCUGUGUCCACCCAUCCUCGGGUUAGGUGUAUAAAACUUUACGCAUAACUUACAAUCAAUUACAAGAGGUGAUAAGUUUAGUUUACUAACUGGAAUAGUGAGAUCACAUGAAACAGAAGUAUUUACAGUCAUAACGAGUAGCAUUUCAUAACGUGGGAAAAUUGAGACGUGAGCAAUAACAAUGCAACUUUCUUCAAUAACGCGUUACCAGUUUGCAUUGCUACUUUUGACCGUACUUCCGGUCAUUGUGUGUAGCAGUAUCAAAAAUGAAGUCCCCAAAAAGCUUAGGAGAUACAAGAUUUGCAACGGAGUAAAAUGUAAAGCAAUACGAUCUUUUAAUCCGCCGACUUUCUUGCAAGACAUGGACUCUUUUUUGUACAGUCGAUGGACGAGAUGGGCGUCAUGCACUCGUCACUGUACGACGAAGCGUCACAGGGCAUGCAAAUUUCCUCUAAUUUGCGGCAACACGGUAAUACACGAGGAAGCGUUUUGCUACCACCGAGGGACAUACUGUGAAUAUAUUUUCGAAAAUAACAAGCGUGAUUUCCUGUUCGCCUCAGACGAUGUGGACACGGACUACUUGGAUCAGGCCGACUAUGAAAUCCAUUCAAAUGAAAAAGGACUUCAAUUCACACAGGAUUUAUCGUUAUCUGAUUUUGAGAAAUCUGUAAAUGAAUUAGUAUCAUCACCCAGCAAAAUAAUGAUAAAUGAAAAUUCGAUAACCCAAAGCCGAAGAACAAGGAAACCUGCACCACCAGAAAUCCCAUUCAAUAAGAACAGCAAUCACCGAGGUUCACAAAGAAGAUCCAGAAAAAAUGAGACGAGUUGGAUCCCACCUCCUCCAAUCCCCACAACGCCCAGCCGUUUCUUGUCGGGGUCAAACGCCUUAGAGUCAGAAGGACCCUUUCCAGUGGACGACUAUGACCACUUGGGGGCCUCACCAACUUGUGGCGUUGCUUGGAGUACAGAUAGAAGUAGAAAUGGGAUCGCAACGCGAAUUCUCGGUGGUCAGGAAGCUCAACGUGGCAGGUGGCCUUGGGUUGUUGCGGUUCUCAAUAAAUUGAAUGAAGCGUUUUGUGGUGGAACACUAAUUGGACCCAGAUGGAUUUUGACAGCCGCGCAUUGCAUUCGCAAAAAGUUGUUGGUGACAGUCGGCGAGCACCAUUUACAUCAGGACGACGGUACUGAAAAACGCUACCAGAUAGAAGCCGCAUUCAUUCAUCCGGAUUUUGAUCAUGAGACGGUGGACAAUGACAUCGCCUUAUUGUUGUUACCGGAACCAAUAUCCACGGAAGCUGGGCUGGCUUGUCUGCCCCACGAAAACCAAGUUCUUCCAAAAGCAGGCACUCUUUGCACAAUUCUUGGGUGGGGAAAGGAACGCCAUACCCAUGUUUUUGGGACCACAGUUCUCCACGAGGGCAGAGUUCCUUUAGUGAGCAAUGCAGAAUGCCGCUACACUUAUGGAAAAAAUGACAUUACGGGCAAUAUGUUUUGUGCGGGAUAUCGUGGAGGAACAGUGGAUUCAUGUGCUGGAGAUUCAGGUGGCCCGAUUUUGUGCUCAAUGGAUAACAGAUGGACAGUAUUUGGUGUAACUAGCUUUGGAGAUGGGUGUGGUCGAAAGGGCAAAUUUGGGAUUUAUGCCAAAGUCCCAAACUACGUGGAAUGGAUACACAAAGUUAUGAAAGCCAAUGCAAAGGAUUAUGUAAAUUAAUCAACACGACUUCAAUUUUGCAUACGUAUACACGACAGAUGUGUGAUAAAUAUUCACUGCCAAAUGUCACAAAUGCAUUGACUGACCUCAUGGAAUGUAUGAAAUAACAAUUGUAGGACCAUUUCAUAUGCGCCAAACCCUGCGUAUACUUAACCGAUGUCAAAAUCAUUUCAGUAUUUAACAUGUCAUAGAAAAUAACAUUUAAUAAAACGUCGUAUAAACUAAAA